ACAACAAAAAAAUCCCAGACAGAUAUCAAUCUUCUCUAAUCUUGUAAGGGAAGCUUGUAUCUUCACUUCCUCUGCUAAGCUUCUUCUUCAGGUCUCUAUCCUUCUUUGAUCUUAGCUGAUUGUUUCUCAGCUUGUUACCCUCAAUCGGAUGAUGAUGAGUUCUUUGAGGGAAACGAGCUGACCUCCACUCUUAUCUCUUUGUUUUCAUCUAAUUCCAAUGAAAAGUUCAGCUGAUAAAUGUUGCUCGAUAAUGAAGACGAAUCUCUGAGGGUACUAGUUGGUCUUCGCUAUUCUCACUGUGGAUCUAAGGAUAGAAUCACUUUUCUUGAAUACAUCAUAUCUGGCUUUGCAUUGACAAACAAGGUUGAAAUGCCACUGAUCUCUGCAUCCCCUUUUCAAAAUCUUCACGAGACUCACUCUACGGAUCAGCACAACUGGAAUAAGGUACCGAAGUUCGAUUUGCUGAUCCACCUGUUUAGGAUAUUUGCUGCGUCGUUGACAGUGCUUCUUUGUUCGAAGCUUGUAUUUUGGUACCGAAGUUCGAUUUGCUGAUCCACCUGUUUAGGAUAUUUGCUGCGUCGUUGACAGUGCUCCUUUGUUCGGAGCUUGUAUUUUGGUACUGACUUUAUCUCUGUAUAUUUGGAUUUGUUGGUCAGGGGUACGACGGGGCCCUGUCCUGUCAUAUGACUAUGCUAUCAUCUGUAGAGGUUUGUAGACAGAGUUAUGUUGUGGGUUUUUUAUAUAUGUUUUGGGUUGAGUGUGUUUCG
Solanum dulcamara is the source of this 767-nucleotide messenger RNA. RefSeq lists its product as uncharacterized. NCBI's taxonomy places the organism in Eukaryota, Viridiplantae, Streptophyta, Magnoliopsida, Solanales, Solanaceae. Bases 238 to 552 code for a protein of 104 amino acids. The record is from RefSeq and is a predicted model, not a curated record. The transcript is spliced from 4 exons.